AAUACAAUAACAAACUCGGUCACUUCCACGUCAUUUUUGACAGGUUUUCUAAAACUGCAUGUCCCUUUUACGCCUAUUAAUGCUACUACACAAUCUCAUUCAUGAAGAAUGAGUAUAACACCGACCACGGAAAAUUUUCUUCCUUGCUAAAUCGUUGAUGACAUUUUGGUAUUGCAAUACCAUGUAAAAUAUGGGCCAAGCUUUGUGGAAAAUAAAUAACAUUGAAAAGAACUUAGAAAAAAACUUAGAAAAAAAUACCAAACAAAACAAUGCAGUGACCAAAUUCCAAGAUUUACAGAACCUCCCACCUGAGUUAGGCCUAGCUGUUUUGUCACAUCUGAAUGCCACAGAUCUAUGCCUAGCUGCCUGUGUUUGGGAUAAUUUAGCUAAUGAUGAGCUAUUGUGGAUGGGACUGUGUAAAGACUCCUGGGGCUAUGUUAGUAUUUACAAACGCAUACAGAAUCAAAAAGUUUCCUUCAAAAAACUUUACAUGGUCCUUGAUGAAGCCUCAUUAACCUUUAAUGGUGAUGCUUUUGAGGGAGAAGAGUAUUUAUUUAGACAAGGUUUACUGGAAAACAGUCCAAUGGAAAUAGCAAAAUUUUUACACCUGACUAAAAAGAUCAAACCUAGUAAGAAAAGAGAAUAUCUGAAUCAAAGGCGAGAUGUAUUAGAUAAGUUAGUACAUCUACAGAACUUUGAGAUGCAGUUUCUACCUAAUGCUUUGAGGAACUUAUUUGGUACAAUUUCUGCACCAGAACAGAGAGGUGGUCUUCUUACAGAGAUGAUGGAGAAAUUUUCUGAAAGAUUUUGUUUAUGUAAUCCUAACCUAGGACUUUCUAAAGAUACUGUUUUUGUGUUGUGUUUUUCACUGAUCAUGUUAUCUGUGGACCUAACCAGUCCAGCUGUAAAGAACAAAAUGUCAAAAAGAGAAUUUAUCAAAAAUACAAAGAGGGCAGCACUUGGUGUAGAUGAAGAUUUUGCAGGUCAUCUCUAUGACAACAUAUACCUAAUAGGUCAUGUGGCAAGAGAAGAUAUUGAUUAGAAACUGGUUGAAACUUCUAAAAUAUAUUUUUGUUAUUUAACAGGACUUACUAUUUUUGUUGCCUUUUACUAGAGUUAGUAGAUAAUGUAUUCAUCAUUUUGAUGUUUAAAAUUUCUUUUUUUCUAAUUAAUCAGAAAAGAUACAAAAAUUUUCAGAUAGCUCCAAUUAAAAUAUU
Mytilus californianus (California mussel) is the source of this 1217-nucleotide messenger RNA. Its product is annotated as F-box only protein 8-like. Gene Ontology annotation, molecular function: protein binding; guanyl-nucleotide exchange factor activity. The record is from RefSeq and is a predicted model, not a curated record. The transcript is spliced from 6 exons. Gene Ontology annotation, biological process: regulation of ARF protein signal transduction. Bases 191 to 1042 code for a protein of 283 amino acids. NCBI's taxonomy places the organism in Eukaryota, Metazoa, Mollusca, Bivalvia, Mytilida, Mytilidae.